CAAAGAGAAAAGCCUUAAUUUGUUCCAUAGCGAAAUGGCGAGUACAACCAUUUUAGCUCUCUUCCUUCUUUCAGUCCUAACCUUCAACCCUCCUUCAACCACUGCUCAACCUGUCACGGACUUGCAUGGUAACAUCGUUAGAAAUGGUGGCAGAUUCUUUAUUUUGCCGCCAUUUACAGUAGCCGGUGGAAUUCGACGAAUCAAAACUGGAAACGAAACUAUCCCACUCAGUGUUGUGCAAUCUCCCAUCGAGAUCGAUAAAGGGCUCCCAUUGACCAUUACAUCCCCAUCCGAUUCCUUAUUUAUCCCUAACGGCUCUCCGGUGUUCAUUAGCUUCGAAUUAACUCCUAUAAUCGGUGCCUUCCCUCUUGAGUGGACCGUUGUUGCGGGUCUGCCUGAAGGAACCCUCGUUAAAGUUGAAGGCUACCCACAUACAGUCCCAGGUUCCUUCUCUAUUCACAGAGUCCGAGACAAUACCUAUAAACUUUUGUUCUGUACACUUGACAGCAGCCUCUGCGGUAAUGUUGCGAUUGUUGAGGAUGAAGCAAAGAACAGGCUUUUGGCUGUCAAUCAGAAACACCCAUACGAGUUUGUUCUUGAGCAACUUCCAUCCUCAUCUGCUGCAUCUAAAUAAACAACUGUGCACCAAAAAUCCCGCACUUUCCUCCUUGUGAGAGAAGUGUUUAUGCUUUGGGUGUAAUAAAUAAAUAAAUAAAUGCCAGACUAAAUAAAACAUCCUGAACUUAUGUCUCUGCUUUUUUUAACUUGUUCAUAUUUCUAAGUCCAUAGAAUUUGUUUUAAUUUCACCCUUUCGCUCUAAAGCCAAUGGUCUGAUUAAAGUCUUCUUUUUAAUUGAGGUAGGGAAUGCCAUGCUUUGUUUUACAAAUCUGCGAACGGGUCUAUA
Molecule: messenger RNA, 904 nt
Organism: Vigna unguiculata (cowpea)
Lineage: Eukaryota; Viridiplantae; Streptophyta; Magnoliopsida; Fabales; Fabaceae
Product: chymotrypsin inhibitor 3-like
Molecular function (GO): endopeptidase inhibitor activity
Source: RefSeq, a predicted model, not a curated record